This is a messenger RNA of Brassica napus (rape), 2560 nucleotides long. Its product is annotated as putative F-box protein At4g17200. The coding region runs from base 102 to 1346 and encodes 414 amino acids. The transcript has a single exon. Gene Ontology annotation, molecular function: protein binding. Lineage: Eukaryota; Viridiplantae; Streptophyta; Magnoliopsida; Brassicales; Brassicaceae. The record is from RefSeq and is a predicted model, not a curated record.
AAAAAUAUAGUUUUCAAUAUCUACAUAAUUUGAUAUAUAUUGUUGGGUCGGUGAUUAAACCGUUUUUGUGUAACACGUAUAUAUAUAACAAGCAUAACCUAAUGUGUGGUAUAUGUCACUCAUCUAUAAGCAAGCGUGAAAAAUUUAGAACCCUAACUAAUUUCGCCACCUGUUUCAAACAAUUAAUGACGACGGUCUCUGAUCUUUCCAGAUAUUUGAUCGGGGAGAUACUCUCUAAAGUUCCGAUUACAUGUGUUGGAAAAGUAAGAUGCACAUGCAAACGAUGGAAUGCUUCAUCGAGACAUAGGAUAGUUGGUAAAACAGUAGCUAGGCAGUUUAUGGGGUUCAUGAUGAUGGAUUUUAAGGUUUGUUCCAUUAGAAUCGAUCUCAAUGGAAUAGUAAAGGACGAGGAAGGCUCUGGUCCAGUAUCUAUAAAACUGAUUGAUAAUCUCAAUAAAAUCGAGAUAAUUAAAGUGUUUCACUGCGACGGCUUGUUGUUAUGCACGACCCGAGACAACACAAGGCUAUUGGUUUGGAACCCGUAUCUAGGGCAAAUGAAGUGGAUCGAGCCCAAAAAAGCUUACCACAGAUUGGACAGGUAUGCUCUGGGGUAUGAUACAAACAAGAAAUCCUACAAAAUAUUGAGGUUUGUGGAUGAUGCCUACUGGCCCACACCCCUUUUUGAGUUUGAAAUCUACGAUACGAACUCUAACUUGUGGAGGGCUCUUGAUGUCACUCCCGACUGGGAUAUCGAGUAUUUUCGACCCGGCUUGACAGUGAAGGGAAACACUUACUUUUUCGCUAAACAAAAAAUAAUAUUAGACGAAGGUGAAGCAGACGGAGAUGUAGAUGAUUUCUUGGUCUCUUUUGAUUUUACCAAAGAGAGAUUUGGACCACAUCUGCACGUGCCGUUUCACUCUCGUCUCGACGAAGACACCGUGGUUCUAUCGAGUGUCGGAGAAGAGAAGCUUGCAGCGUUAUAUCAAUGCAUGGAUAGAAAUAUGAUGGAGAUAUGGGUUACCACUAAGACUGAGCCCCACGUGGUGUCGUGGAGCAACCUGUACUUCUUAGCAGUUGAUAAGAUGGUCCCUCUCUUUAGUGGAAGUUUCUUCAUUGACGAGGAAAAGAAACUCGCACUGGCUUUCACUUUAGACACACUUGGUCGCUACAAAAGGGCUUACAUCAUUGGAGAGGAUGGGUAUUUUAAACAAGUGGAUCUCGGAGAAGCUGUUGUGAUUCCUGAUGACGACGGCUAUCCCUACUGUUUCCCACUUGUGUGCUCUUACGUGCCAAGUUUAGUGCAAAUCAACCAAGGCCUAGUUCUAUCGGGAAAAAGGGAAGAAUGACAAGUUAUUGGUGAAUUACUUUUUAUUUGUUUCCUCCAUAUAAUCUCUUUUUCGUUUUCUUUGCCUUUUGUCACCUUCUUUGAACGAGACUUAUUUUUAUUUUUUUUUCUAUUUAUCAUUUUAUUACUCAAAAGCUCUGUCUAUCGUAUUUGAAGUCUUGACCAUGUAUUGAUCACAAAACCCUCUUAAUUUUAUUGUGAUUUUAUGUAUGGUGUCACAUGUUCCAGCCAAAUUAAAUCUGGAUUUACCAAGUUGAUUAAGAAAGGUUUAAAACACCACCAUAGAUAAAAUGUCUAACUGAAAACACAUAUAAAUACAUGAUUUAAUAAAUGUAUUUUUUAUUAUAUAAUUGUCUUUUUAAUUCUUGAAUUAGUAAAUGUAAGAUAGGUUUAAAACACUAUGGAAGAAUACUGCCAUAAAUUGGUUUAGCCUUUGGAUAGGAUGAAGCUAACAAAACAAACAAAGUAACACACACCAAAAUCAGAACCAUUAGAGCAUCAUUAACCCUACAAAUUCAUUUGGGGCUCUUAAUAAGUUUUUUAGUAAUAUUUGGUAAUUAAGAACUUUAGUUAAGAGACCCUUAAAUUUUGUGUUCCAAUGGGAGUUCUUCAUUAGAGGUUCUUAAAAAAAAAUUAUGAAACAUUGUGAUGAGAAGAUAAACUUAAUUAGGCUAUCUUAAAAAAACAAAAUUAUGAAACAUUGUGAUGAAAAGAUAAACAUUGGACUCAACAAGUCAGCUAACCAAACUUUCAACCUACUGAUUUUCCUGUUCUUUAAGCUAUCCCAGACACUGCUUUACACAACUAGCAACUGAACAAUCACACACCUGUCUCAUCAGUUACAUCAAAGAGAACAAAAGAGAUGAGACUGACCGUGCUUCAAUAGACUGAUGUCCUUGUCCACUUCAGAAACUGAACCAUCAUCUUCUAGUUCUACCUUCGAGUAUGAGAGUUUGCCUAGUGAUGAGAAGCAGAACGUACCUUCUUCCUGUUUGCCAGCAGCUAUAUUCUGAAUAAACACAACACAGAAAUUAAGCCUUUGUAUUAAACACAACACAACAGAGAAAAUAACAACAAACAAGAACAAGAAACAGAAGCUAUGGUACUACUCUUUUCAUGCUUUAGCAUGACUGUUAAUUUGAGGACAUUAAUACCAAAACCAGAUGAGUGGAGAGAUAGUGCACGAUCAAAUAAUAAAACUCAAUGCAACACUAA